Molecule: messenger RNA, 4427 nt
Organism: Eleginops maclovinus (Patagonian blennie)
Lineage: Eukaryota; Metazoa; Chordata; Actinopteri; Perciformes; Eleginopidae
Product: neural cell adhesion molecule L1-like
Exons: 28
Coding region: 432-4286 (1284 amino acids)
Biological process (GO): cell-cell adhesion
Molecular function (GO): protein binding
Source: RefSeq, a predicted model, not a curated record
GGGAAGGAGAGGAGGGAGGAGAGGCAGUGCUCAGAAGGGUGUGUUUUAUGUACCACUGCAGCAUCAGUGCUAGAAAGACACGAGAAAAUCACGACUCAGUGAACAGGAAACAGAAUAAAGAAGAAGAAGCAGAAGAGCGUGACCAGGAGGAAAAGGAGGAUACAAGACAAGAGGAGACAGAAGGAGAGACGCCACACCAGCAGAGUUUGCAGCGGGAUAAAGGAUCGUAGACGUGAAGAACCCUCAUUCAGAGCUCACUGUGAAAGAGACACACACACACACUCACACACACUUAAUACAGUUGUUUACUCCUCGCCACUCUCCAGAGGAUCUCCCUGAAGUGUGUGAGUGUGAAGUGGGAGGGUGUGUGUUUGUGUAUGUGUUGAUGAGUGUGUGGGUGUCUUGUGACACUUUUCAUGGGACAUUGAGAGAUGUGUGUGUCACAGCGUCGGUGGACGGGCUAUAGGGGGCCGGUCUCCCCCGCCCUCAUCCUCCUCCUCCUCCCCCUGUCCUUCCUCUCCUCCACGCCUCCCCUCGCUCAGGGAGCCAUCAUCAUCCCCGAAAACUAUAAAGUGCAUAACAUUUCAGAGCCUCCCGUGCUGAUAUAUCUGCCAGAAUCGCAUACAGCCUUUUCUCACGAAGACAUCUAUCUGCCCUGUGAGGCCUCCGGUAACCCAACUCCCACUUUCCGCUGGGUGAAAGACGGCGAGGCGUUCGGGUCGGAGCGUCACACGUCCGGGACGUUGCAAGCCGAAGAUGAAGAGCCACUCGAUUCGUACGAAGGCUACUAUCGCUGCUAUGCCUCAAACACUCUAGGAACCGCCAUGACACAAGCCGUACAUCUCAUCGUGGAGGCUCAACCAGUUCUUCUAAAACAGCAAAGGGUCCAUAAGAAAGCAAACGAGGGAGAAAACAUGAUCCUGGCCUGCAACCCUCCACAGAGCUCCACACCCCCGCACAUCCACUGGAUGGACAAGAGGAUGGUGCACAUCAAGCUGAACGACAGAGUGAUGGUCGGCCUGGACGGCAACUUGUACUUUUCUAAUCUUCUUAAGACAGACAGCAGGAACGACUACAUCUGCAACGCCCAGUACACUUCAGCCAGGACGGUCCUCCCUAACACCGCUGUCACCCUCACUGUCAUGCAGAGUAAUGAAGUUGUUCAUGGCAGGAAGCCUCACCUCUUCAGUCCCUUAGGCUCCCACAGCUCUGUGCAGGCCCUCAGGGGCCACACCGUCGUCCUUGAAUGUCUCCCCAGUGGCCUACCCACUCCGAAGGUGGAGUGGAAGAAGAAGGACGGCAGAAUGGAGGAAACCAGCGGCAGAGUGGAUUCAGAUUCCCACGGCCGCUGGUUUCGCUUCGCCAGCAUCGAGCAGAACGAUGACGGGGAGUACGAGUGCAGGGCUUUCAACACACACGGCUCCAUCUCACACUCCUUCUCCCUCACUGUGGAAGCCCCUCCGUACUGGGUGAAAGAGCCUCAGAGUCUGCGUUACGCUCCGGGGGAAACCGUGCGUCUGGAGUGUCAGGCUGAAGGCAUCCCGACCCCGCUUAUCACCUGGAGCAUCAACGGGGAGCUGCUCUCAGACGUAGAUGAUGACCCUCGUCGCAGUGUAUUCGGUGGUGUGAUAAUACUGAGGGACGUGGUGUUUGCGGACACCGCCGUGUAUCAGUGUGAGGCCUCCAACAAACACGCCUCCAUCCUCCUCAACACCUACCUCUAUGUUGUGGAGCUCCCGCCUCAGAUCCUGACCUCUGAUGGAAAGGUGUACAAAUUCACGGAGGGUGAAGACGGCAUGAUGGACUGUCAGUCCUUCGGCUCGCCACGACCACACAUCACAUGGGAGGGGGAGGACAGGCAUCCUCUGCUGUCGGACCCUCGUGUCGCUCUGCUCACCAACGGCUCCAUCAUUCUGUCCAGCGUGAACCACGAGGACCGUGGAGAGUACAGCUGCUCCAUCAAACACAGCAACAUCUCCAUCACUGCGCACCUGGAGAUCUACAAUCAAACGGUGAUCCUGAACGGGCCGCAGGAUGUGCGUGUGCUCAGAGGAAGCAGCGCUCUGCUGGACUGUGUCUUCGAGAAAGACCCUCGCCUCGUGAAGUACCAGAUCGUCUGGAAGAAGGCCGAACAGAAAAUGCAGGAAUCGUCUCCAGAUGACAAGCACACGAUCUUUGGUAACGGAACCCUGAAAGUGACCAACAUCCAAUCAGACGACAGCGCUCGUUAUUCCUGUGAGGUCAUCACUACGCUGGGAAGUGUAACAGCCAGCGGCUCCAUCACUGUCGUAGCUCGGCCGGACCCUCCUGAAGAUCUGUCUCUGUCUGAUGUCGCCGACCACAGCCUUACACUCAGCUGGGUCUCAGGAAACACACACAACAGUCCCAUCAUAGAGUUCAUCGUGGAGGCGCGGGAGGAGCAGCACUCGGAGGAGGGGAGGUGGAAGUGGGAGGAGUGGAAGAGAGUGCCGGGGGAGUUCAACCACCUGGAGCUGACCCUCCACCCGUACUGCACCUACCGCUUCAGGGUCAUCGCCAUCAAUGAGAUCGGCCACAGCGACCCCAGCCACCCCUCGGACCACCAGAACACCCCCCCCGCUGUUCCUGACAGGAACCCCACAGGUGUGCGCAGCGAUUCCACUGACCAAAAGACUCUGACCAUCACCUGGGACGAGAUGGACAAGCGCUUCCAUUACGGCGAGGGAUUCAAGUACCACGUGUCGUGGCGCGAGGCGGGCAGGAGCGACGCUCAGUGGAACCAUGCGGACGUACCGUCACCCCCAUACGUCAUCAACAACACGGGGACCUACACACCGUUUGAGAUCAAAGUCCAGGCUGUCAACGGCCUGGGGGGGGCACCGAUACCGGAGCCGGAGAUCGGAUACUCCGGAGAGGAAGAGCCGGAGGAAGCCCCCACUGGCAUCUCCACGGCAGUGAUGGACAGCACGGUCAGAGUCUCCUGGGAGGAAGCCAAAAAUGUGCGAGGUCUGCUGCUGGGAUACAAGAUCUACAUCCAGAGGUUGGGUCCGCAGGGCGGUCGGGGCCGCAGGUCUCUCGGGAAACUGCACCAGGAUAGAGAUGAGAAGCUGGAGCGAGCGAGGGAGAGAGACAGGGGGAGUCAGGAGGUGAUGGUCCACGGCAUGAAGACCUCGGAGGAAGUGACGGGGCUGCGGCUUUACUCCCGCUAUGAACUGUCCGUCACGGCCUUCAACAGCAAAGGGGAGGGGCCUCGCUCCUCCCUGCACCUGUUCAGCACCCCGGAGGGAGCGCCUGGUCCUCCGGCAUCAUUAAGGUUGGAGAGUCCUUCAGAGAAAUCCAUGAUCCUCUACUGGAGCCCUCCAGAAGAAACCAACGGCGUCCUGAUGGGAUACAAGGUGCAUUAUCAGCAGGACCUGGAGAACAGCAAGAUGCAGAUAAUGGACAUCCUCGACCCGGCUGUGACCCACAUAGAGUUGACCUCUCUGGACCCGAGCAGCCACUACAUCUUCAAAGUGAUCGCUUUCACCAUUAAAGACGGACCCCCCAUCACCCGGAGGGGCGCCACCAUGCUGGACGGAGUCCCUCCAUCACUCAUCAACAUCGUGUCUAACAGCACGUCACUCAACCUGAGCUGGGUGCCCGGAGAGAGAAACAAGAACCACGGCUUCACCAUCCGAUACCUCAGGAAGAGCCCCGGCUAUGAUUGGUUGGACUCAGAGGUGGUGAACUCCACGCAGGGUUUCUAUUUGCUGACAGGCCUCCACCCGGGAUCCCAGUACCACCUCAUGAUCCGGCACGGGAACGACACUCAGUGGGAGAACGUGACAUCGACCUUAGGAGCAGUGCCGUCGGAGAUGCCCGGUGGGUUCGCCGCCCGGGGUUGGUUGAUCGGACUCAUCGCUGCCAUCUUGCUGCUGGUUCUGAUCCUGCUCAUCCUCUGCCUCAUCAAGCGCAGCAAGGGAGGAAAAUACGCAGUGAAAGACAAAGAGGACAAGGAGGUGGACUCUGAAGCUCGGCCAAUGAAAGACGAGACGUUCGGAGAGUACAGCGAUGUGGAUGAGAAGCGCUCCGGCAGCCAGCCCUCACUGUGCGGGGAGAGCAAGCUGGGCAGCGAUGACUCCCUGGCUGAGUACGGAGACAGCGUGGACAUCCAGUUCAACGAGGACGGCUCCUUCAUCGGCCAGUACAGCAACCGGGGGCCCGCCCCCCCCGGCCACGAGAGCUCCGGGCCCGCCUCCCCCGUCAACGCCGUCCCGCCUCCCCCCAUCGCUCCCUCCAUGUCGACCAUCCUCAACCGGCCCAGCUAGACACACACACACACACACACACACACACUGCGAAACACAAAGGGACAGACCACUCCUGACUCCACUGCCUGUAAUGUUAAAGUGCAAAAACACGCACACGCACACACACACACACACACACACACACACACGCACACACAC